This is a messenger RNA of Cajanus cajan (pigeon pea), 926 nucleotides long. The record is from RefSeq and is a predicted model, not a curated record. Lineage: Eukaryota; Viridiplantae; Streptophyta; Magnoliopsida; Fabales; Fabaceae.
AUGGAACUAAUAACAAAUGGGGUGCUUGCAAGGGAAGCAGUCACAUUUAGUUCCACCAGUGGUGAACCUGUUGUUGUUGGAGACAUCUUAUUUGGAUGUGGACACAGCAACUCAGGAAAUUUCAAUGAAAAUGAUAUGGGAAUCAUUGGAUUGGGUGGAGGACCUCUCUCGCUUGUUUCACAAAUUGGUGAUCUUUAUGGGAGUAAAAGGUUCUCUCAGUGUCUGAUUCCUUUUCAUGCAGACCCUCAUACUUCAGGUACCAUUAGUUUUGGUGAUGACAGUGAUGUUUCAGGUGAAGGAGUAGCCACAACUCCUUUGGUCUCUGAGGAGGGUCAGACACCUUAUUUGGUCACCCUGGAAGGCAUAAGUGUUGGAGACACAUUUGUGCCUUUUAAUUCUUCAGAAAUGCUUUCCAAGGGGAAUAUAAUGAUUGAUUCAGGUACACCAGCAACAUAUUUACCACAAGAAUUUUAUGACCGUCUGGUAGAGGAAUUGAAGGUGCAGAGUAGUCUCUUACCCAUUGAUGAUGACCCAGACUUGGGCACACAACUUUGUUACAGAAGCGAGACAAAUUUGGAAGGGCCAAUUCUGACUGCUCAUUUUGAGGGGGCAGAUGUGCAGUUGAUGCCAAUACAAACCUUUAUACCACCAAAAGAUGGGGUAUUUUGCUUUGCAAUGGCUGGCACCACUGAUGGAGACUAUAUAUUUGGCAAUUUUGCUCAAUCAAAUGUUUUGAUUGGGUUUGAUUUAGAUAGAAGGACAGUUUCUUUUAAGCCAACUGAUUGCACUAAUCAGUAGAGAUUAUUUUAAUGUAAUUUUAGAGUAAGUAAUGGUGACAUGUAUAAUAAGAAGUUGAGGUCAAGAGAAAGACUAGGGAUAUAACAUCUUUAUACUUACUACAUUCAAAAUGAAAUAUGGUUUACAAA